This is a messenger RNA of Ostrinia furnacalis (Asian corn borer), 876 nucleotides long. RefSeq lists its product as uncharacterized. Bases 2 to 832 code for a protein of 276 amino acids. The transcript has a single exon. Gene Ontology annotation, molecular function: carbonyl reductase (NADPH) activity. The record is from RefSeq and is a predicted model, not a curated record. Lineage: Eukaryota; Metazoa; Arthropoda; Insecta; Lepidoptera; Crambidae.
UAUGGCGCACGUCGCGUUGGUCGUAGGCGCCGCCGGCAAUCUAGGCUACCAAGUAUUAAAAAAACUAAUCGACGUAUACGACGGAAAGAUCUACUUCACGACCGAAGAAGAAACAAACGGCUACAACAUCUUAAAGUCACUGAAGAGAAAUGGCAAGCAGUUACAGCACAUACAAAUGGACAUCACAUAUACGAAGACUAUCAUAAAGUUGAGGCAUUACAUCCAAGAUGAAGAUGAGAGGAUAGAUUUGUUGAUAAACGUCACAGAUUAUGUGCCGCCGAAGAAUUUGUCGCACGCUGACAAGGUUAGAAGAACGUUAAGCGUAAAUUUUUACGGUUACAUCAACUUCGGGAAGCUGGUUUACCCUAUUUUAUCUGAAAAUGCGAGGGUUGUUAACGUGUCUGGACCAGCUGGGCUUCUAGCAACUAUUGAGAAUGAAAGUAUUAGACAGAGGAUAAGUGAUUCUUCAGUGUCAGAAGACGAAUUGGUUGCAGUGCUUCAGGAGUACGAAGCAGCGGCCAGAAGAGGCGAAGACAAGACUUUGGGUUGGGGCUUGAAUGUCCACGCUGUUAGUAAAGUGGCCCUUAAUGCAGUGACAUUUUUGCAGCAUAGGGAGUGGAGUGACAAAGGUGUUGUGAUCAACUGUGUGAACCCCGGCAGUCUAGCUGGUCGCGAAGACAGAAAGUCGUCCAAGGCUUUCGAGGAUGGUGCUAAAGCAAUUUUGUACCUUGCCUUGGAAGCGCCGUUGUCCUUAAAGGGGAAUUUUGUCUGGAGUAACUAUUCAGUGAUAGAGUGGAACUGUGACCCGUAUUUAGAAGUUUCAACAGUGUAAAUUAUAAAAAAGUGUUUGUUUUUACUUGAUAGUUGUUGGUAUGA